GCUGCCAAGCUCCAUUAGAGCUAUCAGCAGUCGGGGGGGGACGCACUUCACAGCGAAGGCGGGGGUUGAGUUGCCUUUUUUUUUUUUUUUUUUAAAUAUAUAUUUUUUCCCCCUCUUCGAAAGCUUGUGGCUGAGCACGGGGACCUCUCCGGGGCCUCCCUCCCAGCUCCCGCCGGGCUGAAGCCGGGGUCCCCCCGCCGCGGGCACCGGGGGCCGCCCAUGGCUGCGCCGCCACCGGGCGCCGCGCCCCGCUGAGCUCCGCGGGCACCGGCGGCCAUCGCCCCUCUUCGGCCGGCGGCUCGGCGAGAGGAAGCAGGGCGCCCACCAUGCUCCGGUGCUGGUGGCUCGCAGGGCUGCUUGUAGCCUGCGCUGCCGCGGAGCCGCCGCUGCGCUGGGAGCCGCGGUGCCGGCAGCAGCUCCGCCACCUGCAGGACGGCGCCAGGAUCGCGGCGCGGCUGCCGCCCCGCCUGGAGGGCCGCUGGGUGUCCACCGGGUGCGAGGUGCGGCCGGGACCCGAGUUCCUCACCCGAUCCUACCUCUUCUACGUCAACCGCCUCUUCAAGGCUUACCAGUUCUACUACUGGGACCCCUCCUGCCGGGAGCCCUCGUACUCCCUGGUCAUCAAGGGCAAGCUGCGCCUGCGCCAGGCCUCCUGGAUCACCCGCGGGGCCACCGAGGCCGACUACCACCUCCACAAAGUCGGCAUCGUUUUCCACAGCCAGAAAGCCAUGCGGGAGGUGGCCUCCUGGAUCAACCAGACCUCGGGCGAGGGCUGCAGCGGGUUCCUGCCGCCGGGGCGCACCUGGGCUCCCGGAGCCCUCUACGAACUGCUGAGUGCCAAGUCCGAGCGCGACUGCACCGCAGCCCUGGGCUUUGCCAUGCACGAGCUCAGCCUCGUGCGGGUGGAGAAGCAUUAUCAGCCCUUGCUGGAGCCGCAGCAGAGCGGCAGCCAGCUGGUGGAAGAGCUGUACCUUGGGGACAUUCACACGGACUGGGUAGAGAGGCGCCACUACCGACCGACCGGUUACCAGCGACCGAUGCAGAGCGCCGUGCACCAUGUGCAUCCUUGCCCGGCCUGUGGGAUUAUAUACAGAGCUGACGAACACCACCCCCCCAUCCUCCCUGCCAGAGCCGAGCCGCCGAUGCAGCUGAGCGGCAGCUGGGUGAGCACCCACUGCGAGGUGCGGCCCGCGGUGCUUUUCCUCACCAGGUACUUCAUCUUCCACGGUAACAACCACACCUGGGAAGGGUACUACUACCACUACUCCGACCCGCUCUGCAAGCAGCCGACUUUCACCAUCUAUGCGUCUGGGCGUUACACCCAAGGCGUCCCCUCCUCCAAAGUGAGAGGCGGCACGGAGCUGGCUUUUAAAGUCACGCAGGCUCGGGUGACGCCGAUGGACCAGCUAACGGUGAUGAUGCUGAACUCCUCCGAGCCAGGCAGCUGCGGGCUGACAAACUCCUGGAGUGCCGGGGUGGAGCAGGAUAUAACACCGACGAAUGGCUGCUUGGCCUUGGGCAUCAAGCUGCCCCACACGGAGUACGAGCUCUUCAAAACGGAGCACGACACGAGAGACCGCAGCCUGCUGUACGUUGGCGAGAGGCCCACGGACGGGUCCAGUCCCGACCGUCCCGACAAGCGACCCACCUCGUACCAGGCGCCUCUGAUCCAGUGUGCUGGGGCGCCAGAGGAGUUCUCUAACUAUGUUAGUCUAAAGUACUUGGGAGAAGAGGAUGCUAAUGGCAGUGAAGCACUAAAACCUUUGCCUGUGGCCUUUUUAUUGUUUAUAGCACUGCAGUUUUUAAGAUGGGACUAGCAAUCUAUUCAGGUACAAGCACAGAAUCCAGAUAGUCUUGGUGCUAGCGUGAUUGUUAUAUCCUCCAAAUGAGUACAUCUGGAAUCAGUUUUACUUAGAUUUGGAAACGCUUUUUUUAAAAAAAAACAAAAACAAAACACAGUGAAUGAAGCCAAGAAGAUAUGCCUAUGUACUGUUUGUCCUCUGGCUUUAUUGCCUAAUCUCCCCUCUUGUGCGCAUAAAAAUUUAAUGUGGUGACAUGGAUGCACUGCACAUUCAGUAGAUAAUUUAGCAAUAUGAGGGGAAAAAAGAGCAACAUCAAUUACAAUUGCUGCUUGGAGCUUUUGACACUGCAAAGAUUUAAUCAAGGGCUUGAUUCAGAUGUAAUUCAAACAUCCAAAGUGUCAGCUGCUGAGUUUCUCUGAGGUUAAGUUCCCUCUCAUCAUACUCCUUAUUGCUGUUUGUGCAAAUUUGAUCUGCCGUGUCAGUCAGCAACAGCUCCGCAGUCAGCAAGUGCUCUUGGUAAGGGCACAGUUAAUCAGGCCUCUCUCGGUUUAUGGAUACUUUCUGCAGUUUUUGUGUAUGUACACACACGGAGAUGCAACGUACAGUCUUUCACUUACGUGCGUACAAAAAGCAGCCCUCAGAGCAUUACCCUGACAGACUGUUAUGCCUGACCCUGGUCAUAAGAGACGAUGCAGUAAAUGGAGAAGGUGUGUGUGCACAACUGCUCUGACUUUCAGCCUUACAGCGCUACAGACGCUGCAUCCUUGCUGCGUUAGUCCGGCUGUCCCAGUGCAGUGCAGGCCUGCGCCUCGGUACGUCAGCAAAGGCAGCGCGGCGCUGCACGCGUGUCCAGCAGGCACAGGCACUGCCAGUCGUGACUCCGACUCACCAGGCACCGAGCGAAGCAAAAGAUCACUCAUGAGGCUUCUCAGGCCAUUUAUUUUCCAUCUCCUCUCUAAGCGUACUGGCAUAUGGGUUGUUAAUCCAGCUGUCUUUUCAAUCAAAAGUCACUUCCAGGUGUUCACGUAAAGAUGGCUUAUAAAUCUGCCUCUAGCAAACAGGGGGCUGAAGAGAGAACUGACCAGCUCCAGGACAACUGGAGCUCCACCAGCAAGAAGGACAAAGUAAGAAAUUACAUUCCCUUGUCUGCUGCAGCUAAGAAGCACAUAACUUACUUGGGGAAGACCUCCUCCCAGCAGCUAAAUCCCCUCCACAUAAACCUAUAUAUCUUACAAAGGAUAUUUUUGUUAAAUCAUCUAUGCAAUAGCUACCUUCUUAAUGCUGUAUUUACAAACUUGCAGCUUGUACUUAGAUAAUUUAUGGGUUUUAUAACACUUUUUUGGGGGAAAUUGUACAUUAAUAAUUCAAAUGAGAUGCUUAUUAAAUGCGUACAAUUGUGACAGAAAUGUUGUCAGCAUGUUUGCAUGUUUCAGGCACGAUCAACUAUUAAUCAUGCAUGUAAACAGAUGUACUUGAUACACAAAAAGGCCAAGCUUGGCUAACUCAUCUUCAGUUCCAUCUGCAGACAACGGAGAGGGAGACUUCUCCGGGGGUUAGGCGAGCAGGCAGAACAGCUCCCUGUUUCUAAAGGUUGCUGUUCUUUGUUGCCUGCUACUGCACGGAAACCCAUGGGCAAACGUUUGAAGGACUAGAAGCAUGUUUUGGAGAGCAGGGCUUUGUCAUCUUUGGAUGCCCUGUUAGAAUUCUACAAGUCGGGGCAAGCCGGGGUAGCAGAGCUGCAUCUCAUGAGAGCCAUGCACACAUUUUUUCCCUCAGCAGAUGUGUUUGCCGUCACUGUGCUAAGGCGGUCACUCGUGGCAGCCCCAAGGAAAGGCUCUUGUUCCCCAGAUCAGCAAAGAGGCGUUUCUGCAGGACCCAGAGGUGUCCAUGGCAAGAACAGGGAGCAGCCUUGUGCUUGGGAGGGUGGGGAGAAGAGGGGAAAGGCAAUUCCUGCCCUACAUUCUUACACACAAAAAUGAGAUCUGUGCGCUAAUACUUUUUUUUUUUUCCCCCAUUUACAUACUAGGGAAAUUGUUUAAACUUAGCAAGUGUUCAGCAUUGCAACCGCAUGGCGCAAAAACACCUAAGAGACCACGCAUCCUUUCAAAGUGGUGAUGGCAUUAAUGUGAUGUAAAAAGUUACAAAACAACCCAAGACUGGAGCAAGCCCCAGCUCCUCCUGCAGCAGCAGUCACCGCAGCUCAGCUCCUGGAGCUGGGAACCUGUUUACACCCAGCUCCACAACCCCGCACAGCAGAUGGGAUGUGCUGACUACGCUUCCCUAUGAAAGCCUCAUCAGGAGCCUCUUUGUCCUGUUUCCACCCCUUUAAGCAUACUUCUGAAAAGAAAGGAAAUUCAUGAAAAUAAUAUUUGCAUAAAUAUUGCAACUUUUAUUGUUCUGUUCACAAUUUUUAGAGAAACAUUCCUAAAUUAUACAGUUAUUCUCUCAAGAAUUUGUGCCUUUUUCCAAUUUGAAUUUGCCUGGCUCUGAUUGCCAGUCAGUGAUUCUUGUUUUGCUCUUUUUUAAGAUCAAAGAGAGCUGCAGUGUUCAUUAUUUUCUCCUGUGAAGGUACUUGUGCACUGUAAUCAAGACAUUCUCAAUUCUGGUAGAUAAACUCAGCCAACUGAGUUCUCUCUAAGGCAUUUUCACACUCCACUAGUAAUUUUUCAAUCUCUUUUUGCAUCCAGUCCAAUUAUUCAGCUUCUCUCUUAAAAUGUAAAUAUCCAAAUUGCAUCCAAAAUUCCCAGCUCCCACAGCUGAGACACACAGAAGUAUAAUCACCCACUGCUAACGAUAAUUCAAAACAAGAACACGUCCUUAUUCAGUAGUCUUUCACCCUGGGACUGCACUGGGAGCACAUGUGGAGCUCUUACUCACUCUGGUCCUGGGUAUGGGUAUUUCUGUCACGUUACCAUUUUCUCAGUAGAGAUUUUGUGUAUUUUCACCGGUGAUAUGGAAGCACUGAAUUGUAUCAGAUCCCAGCAGGAGCCUUCUGUGAGCAUCCCCAUUUCAUUACGGUUCUCUUUAAAAGACCACUUCUGAAAUGUGUGAUUAUCACAACAUAUCAGGCUUUUUAGGGGUCCAGAUAUAACAAUUGACUUUAAUCCCAAAUAAAACUGAAAAACAAAGAUAGAAUGAAAUUACUUACUUAGAUUAUGCUCCUUCGCUAACAUUCACCUCCUUUCCCAUCCCUUCUUUGGGGUGUCAGGCUAAGCAGGCGCUGUACCCAGCUCAUCCUGUCCUGUUUGUCACUCCUCUCAUUGGCAGGUAAGAGAUGGCCUCACACAUCUCCUGUGGAAGUACUGAUGCAGGUUUGCUAGACCUACUGAAUGUAAUUUAUUUAUUUUUUUAAUUAAGCAUUGCUAAUGAAUGAAUUCAGUUCUCUUACCUCAUCACUAGCAGUUUCACCACCUGCAUCUAGUAACAGUCUGCAUCCUACUGCAAAGAUUCCCCCUGUACUUCAGCUCUUUGUCACCCCCUCCAAGCAAUCUGGCCCAUUCUCUUCCUUUGGCUAUUGCUUUCCUUAUUCAUUUUCUACACUUCUUAACUCAUUUUGUGUUGAUUACUGUUUCCCUUUUUCUUGUUUUUUACUAUUUUACAUCUAUGUUUCCCUUUUCACUGAAUCAGGAUGGGCUUUCAGCCAGUCAUUCUCAAUUGCAUCAUUGUUGGUUUUUUGGCCAUUUACUACCUUUCUCUUAGAAAAUGGCCAAUCCUAUUUCAGCUUUCCAUCUAAUUUCUUCACCACCAGAUCUGAUGUGAAAUUUGCUAAGCUAUGCCACUCUUUGAAGCAGCACUUGCAUCCACUAGCAGUUUGCAUGGCCACAUGCCCAGCAGAAUACAGUCAGGAUUCCACAGAAACCACCAGCUUCUGUGAUUCCUUUAACCAACAUAACCAAGACAAAGCUGAAUACCGUCACGUCUAAAGCUUUAUUAGAAUCUAGGACAUAAACAACAAACAUUAGUCCUGACUACUAGAUUCUAUUCAACUGUAAAAUCUGUAUCUGCCUUCUUACGGUACCUGUAAAGAAAAACCAAGCUAACACAGAAGCACUAGCAGGGGUACCAGCUGAAAGUCAACAGUAACAGGCACAUGUCUUGAAAAAGUCUCCCCCUCAACUUCUAACAUACUUUUCAAGUUUUAUCACUUUUAACUAUCCCCAAAAAAUAGAAAAGAAAGAAAUUUCAAACAUUCUGAAUACAUUUACUAGCUUCCUACACUGGGUCUGAGCAUGAAAGUCUUUCAUACCUUCUUUAGCACAUAAGCUACUCAGACAUGUUGCCUUUCCGAUUUUCUGCUUCUGUAGCAGGCACAAAAAUUUGAAGCAUGAGCUGAGUUUGCUGGACAAACUUAGACUGGGGUCUGAUCUCCUGAUUUUCCAGUUAUCCACCUUCACGUCCUCUCUGUUUAAAAUGCUUCAGGAUGUAUUUUGCAUUCUAACUUCCCAAACAAUUCUUAAACUGAAACACACAGAAGUAGUUUUAGAACGCUUCUGGAUAAAUCAAUAGCACCGAGUUAAUGCUUCAUUUGAUAAACAAUCCACGCUCAAUAGAAAAGCCUGUUAUUGACUAUAAACAGAUGUGCUGCAGUGAAGCAGCAGAGAAAAGCUGCAGACUGAAAGGAGACGGUUGACAGGACUCAUGGCUCUACACUACCUAGAGAAGAGGGACGAGCAACCUUGAUCAAAGAGGAAGCAGAAGGGUGAGUUGUAACCCAGGGUGGGAGCUGGCACCUGGGAGCAGUCAGAUGCAUCAGGGACUGCUCCACCAGUCAACCUGUGAGCAGCCGCCAAGGGCUGCUGUGGGCCAGAAGUCUGGGCCAGGCAGGGAAGGUCGCAGGGAAGGUCACAGGGAAAGCAAGACUGGAAGAGGAGCCAUGGGAAGAAAGAGAUGGAAAAUGAAAAAGGCUGGGCUGAACACCACUGUCUUUGCCAAGGAGUGGUGCAGGAAUGAGGAUGACUUGGUUGAACCAAGGGGCUAGGGACUGGACUCAUUUGACAGCCCAGGCAGAAUACAUCAGAAAAUAAACUGGGCAGGAGAGGCUGCAGCCAUCACAGGAAUGCUCUUCUGGGCUCAGAACUGCAACAAAAAUUCCUGGCUCCAGUCAUAUUUCUGUGUGGCCUGCCAGUGAAAUGUGUGCCUAGGUGCUGCUGCUUCAGCUCGGGCCGUUACUCACCGCUAGAUCGGAUGCUUAGGUUGAGAAUGGGCAUCCACGCACAGGAUGCAAAGGAGCCGAUCCUGACUUAUACAUGGGUUAUACAUAAUGCUGUAACACCAUUUUUUUUUAAGGCGACCUUUCAAAACUUUAAUUAUAUGCAUUUUAAGAGAACGUAAGGUUAUGCAGGGUCAGGCACAUGGCACUGGGCAGUUUUAGACACCUUCUGGUCCACCUAAGUUCGCUUUUCGACCAGGUGCCAAAGGCUCGAUCAGAUACUGCGAGGUACUCACACCAAGCAGCCAAACUAACAGUGCACAGACACACUUGGUUUUGCCAUUUCCUAACUUCUGAGUACUUGACUUUGUACAGCCUUAAUAAAGUUCUUUUAAAAGGAGUUGUGUGUGGAUAAUUACGCAUGGGAAUUCUGCCAACUCAAACAGGAGGGAGCUCAGGAGGCUCUUCUGGUCUUGUUUCUCCACUGAAGAAAAAGAUUUGAUUAAAAAAAUGAAGUACAGCUAAACUGAGGACAAUACUUUACUGCGGGCUGUUCUUCAGUUCUUCGUAGGCACUUCAAAAGCUUGAAAAAAAAUCACAAAAUUAGGAACUUAUUAAAUAAGAAUGAAAUGUACCGAUGCAGAAACAUAAACAGAAAUGCCAGAUGUAUAAUGUCAACUUGUAAUAUGCAGCUUCAAUUAAUUCUUCUUAAUUCAUUUGUUUGCUUAACUUCUUUUGUUUUGCCAUCUGGAAAAGGCCAUUCUCCACUGACAGAUCAUACGAGAAAAGAUCCAAAGUUCAAGUUUGCUUCAAGGAAAAGCAGCCUUGUUUCUGUACUGACUUGAGUGCUCCUUUUUGUGGUCUUCAUUCAUGCAGAUGCUUCAGGACAGACUUCGGCCUAGACAGGGAAGCAAAAAAUCUACGUGGAAAUUUAGUAGUUUUCAACCUUUUACUCUUCAAAGUAAAAAUGUGAAAGCAGUUCUAUAAAAGGAAAUGAAGCCACGGGAAACAGUGGAGUUGACGACAGACAUACACUCAUUUUGGAAGUACAAAUGCACGCUUAUUAGAGAUUUCUGGCCAGCUCUUACUUGUGUUAUUUUAAAAAACAACCUACAUUUAUACAGUAAAAAAAAAAUCAAUCCAUUAAUAAAACAAACAUAUUUUAUAGUUUAGCAGAUUUGAGUAGUGGAAAUACACAAUUACUUUGUUCUCUGAAGCUAAUCAAAACAAAAGGCAGCAGUACAAUGCACAGUGUCACUUUAGCACUGACACCCAUUAGACAAAGUGAUUCAGUAUACAUGAAGCUGUCAGCAUAGCAUAAAGAAAUCUUAGCUGGACAUGUUCAAAGGAUCUGCGUUGCCCUGCUUUAACAAUAAAUCCCUCUAUUUAACUGCAACAGAUGAUUUAUACUGGCAUCGUAACCCAUUGUCAUCUUUAAUCAAGUCAAUCUACAGAACAGCUAGGUUUCACUCUAUACGAGCAAGCAAAGCACCCGUGCUCAGUAGACGCUUUUCUUUCUAAAAUGCCUACACAUUGAUUUAUAUUUCUAUUUUCUAAACAGUAAAUUAAAUUUGUAGAUAUGUAUCUGAUUAUAAGGAAAACUAACUUCCACAUAUGGUAUUGAACUAAUCUCACUCCUAUACAGAUUACUUUCUUCUUUUUAUAUGAGUUUCUGAAUCAAAAAAAAAUCUCAAAUACGUACACUGCAAUUCACUCACCACCUGUCCUUUCUCAACUUGCUCACUUGAGUAUCUAAGUAAUGGAUGCUAACCUGUUUUCAGACAGAAUUAAAAAGGAGCUCUAACCCCAAGCUGCUUUAGUGCUGCUGAGUACUAUCGCAGCUGUAACACAGCCACAACAAACACAAGGUUCAGAGGACUUGUUUUUGUGUGUUCUUAAAUUUCAAAUAGAGGGCUUUUUGGUUGUGUUUUUUCUCAGUUACUUUAUAAAGAAAGCAGAACACGGAAUAUGACAUUUCAGGACAGUAUGUAAAGCAAAUAAGAAUAGUUUGAAAACUUAAGAAUUCUACAGUUAGGUUGCUAUUGUGCUCAAGAAUUAAGGAGAUGUUCCAAUUAGGAAAUGAAAAUGACACGCAUUUUCUAAAAAGUUUUCUUGCCUUAGGCAACUGCAAUGUCAAGUAUCUUAAGACACUAAAAAUCCAUUUUUGUGUGCACACCACUACGUAAAUGUGCUGACUUCUAAUUCAUGAUUAUCAUAAGAAUUGCAAGUUUACAUGUGCAGCAACUAGACACCCUUAAUAAUUUAUUGGUGAGAAGAAAUUCUAGCAAUUUGUGAAACAAGUUUCCAACUUUAUCCCACUACCAGAAUUUUGGUAAAAAGUUAACAUGGAAUACCAUUACCAACCUAUUACAAUCCUAUAUUUUUAGGAAAUUACAUUAUGGUACAUCAAUCCCUCUCGACGUGACAUCCAUGGUAUUAACUUUUUCUGUGAUCCCUAAGGCUAUUUAACAACAGCUUGAAACUGGGGGCCCAGCCUGCACAUGCAUUGCUAUAGCUGUGCAUUCACACUCAACAACAGCUAAUGCAGAGCAAUAAUUAUGAUCGUUCAUGCACAGAACAUUUACUUUAAGGUGUGACUUUAACUAUUUUCACGGUUAUUUUUUCAUUCAUUUCUCAGUACUAGACUUCAAGCCCUUUUAGCCAUCUGUUUGUACUGUGGACCCGAAGAGUACAGUCAGAAGCGUGAAGCUCCACACAGCAAAGACCUAAGCAGCUUCUACUGGCUCUUCGAAAAUUAACAGUAAACCUAAAAGAACAGUAUGGACAACAACUAGAUUAAAAGUAAUAACUUGGUUUCUCCUAUCAGUUUUCUAAUAUCUGGUGUUGUGUGAAGACACCGGACAAUAUUGCUAUUUAUAAGCUGUGUGUCAUGCAUAACUUCCUGAGAUCUACAACGCCCUCCAGAAGAAUUCAUUUUCUAUGAAUACUUCAGGAAAGCAUUUCUGAUGUCAUCAAAUAAAGGACGGUUUGUAAGAGAACAAAGUGGCUUUAGAACAUCCACCCAAUAUAGAAAUUAUUUUUGCAAUAUAUCCACAAACUGGCUUUUUAUGAGCCUUUGCAAGAAAAAUAUUUUUAGUUUUCUUUCCGUUGCAUAUGAACGAAGGGCCCAGUCAAACAGACAGGCAAUACGGACUCCACUGAUCAGUCAUUUUAUUUUAAGCUCAGCAAAAGUAAAGCACUAUCAAUACAAUUCAGCGCUACCAUCUGUUUAGGCUGUUGUCAAAAAUGGCUAGGAAAGACCUCAAUUUUUUUUUUAUUCCAAAAUUAAAAAGUUAAGUUUAGAGUCUUGUUUUGGACUGAUAAUGUGGGCCUGCUCCUAUUGCAGAAUACGGUUGCUAUCAAUAGAUCCUUACCUACCUAAUGUCCCUUGUGUGUUGGUCUCUAACUGUGCCUUUGUAAGGCACCAAGCAGAGCAUGAGAGCAUUUUUGCUGCACUUCUUUGCAAUCCUGGAGCAUGAACAGAAACAACUUUGCUCACAAAUGACUUGGAGCUCCAAAUUGUCACAGAUCACUGAGAAGUGCGACUAUCGAACACUGGAAGUAGGACAGACAUUUUGCUGACUUUCCACUUCAUCUAGGAGCUGCCCAUGCCAAGCCAACUUCAGCAGCUAACUAUGUGUAAAAUUUGCCUGGCGCAUUAUUACAGAUAUACUCACAGGAGACCAGUUUAACGCUUCGAUCCCUCUGUCCUGCAAAGACAGCAAAUUUUUUUAAACACUUUUUUUGAGGGUGUUUUUCGGCAGAACAAAGGACUCAAUAAAAAUUUUAUACUUUUUUUUUAAAAAAGAAAAAAGCAAAUUAGAAAUUCAGCUGUUCUGAUAACAUUCUUAGCUAGAUAAAGAUGUUUACAGCCUCUUAAAAAGUACUGGGUGGUUCAGUCUCCCUUCAGUGAAGUUUUUCUCAAAUACAUUCUUCAAAGCCAAGAAAACUAAUUUUGCAUCACUUACAUCACUUUUCUGUCCGAAAAGGUUCUUUUACCAUGUUUCCUGGGAAAGUUUUCAUUAACUUCUACAGCCCAGAAAGCAUCUUUUUCUUGAUCGGUUCUGCCCAAUUUGUCACGCUGAACUCACGGCUUCAUUCUUUCCAGCUCAUCUCCCACUUCCCUGCCCUUUGCAGGCACACUUUAAUUGCUUUGCCCCUUCCAUCCCGAGCAGACAAGAAGGCACUAACAUUUUAAAGGAAUAAAGACAGACCUCUUGUUUCUGUUGGAUCUCCUAGAGUUACUUCCAGAGUUGUGUUCCUAAGCCGAACAUACCAGCUAGUAUUUCCUCCGAGUCCAUUUUCUUAUUAAAGCUCAGAUAAAACUUCACUUAUUUGCACUUGCAAAAGGAGAAACCCUUGAGAAACAAAUGGAACAAUAUAAAGGUCAAUGAUGUAGAAGAGUGUAGUAGGCAGACUGCCACCCAAACACCUUUCUCAAGGAAUCGCAGGAACAAUACAGGAAUGGAAGAAGCCACUUCUUACAGAUGUAUCAUAACCCUGAAGGGUUUACAAAAAUUUUGUCAGCAACAGCUUCUGAACCUAGCAUCUAGGAUUACACACACUUCACUUGCUCAAAACCUAUUUAAACUACUGAAGUCCAACACACUGAGUUUAUGUUUUUUGUAAUAAAAGUACGCUUAGAAACAAAAUUACCUUAGCUUCACUUUCAAUACGCUAUCGAGUGUCUUGACUACUGAAUCCAACUAAGCUGAAAAACGAGGAGUUAUGCAGCACCUCAGCAGUCAGCACAGUUACUGCAAACACCACAUUUCACGGUAAAUCAGUAAAGCAUGCUCAGGAUGGGGCUGUUUAGACUGAUUUUAAAAUUAGGCUGGAAAAAAAAAUUCUUCCUGAAACAUGGCUGCUAGUUUCCUUAUGCCAUAAGCAAACUUCAGUUGACAGAGAAUAUUGUUCCCCCCCUCCGAAACUGAGAACAUGACAAAAGUAACAAAAGAAACAUUAAUUUGGGGGCUUUAUUUAAUUUCUUUUUUUCUUUUCUUUUUUUUUUUUUUUUUUUAAGAUGCUACAUCAUCAAACAGGAUUGGUCUUUUUACGGCAUAGGACUAGUUUACUACUAAUAUUUUUUCCCCUAGAUAGACUUAUUUA
Messenger RNA from Cygnus olor (mute swan), 12060 nucleotides. It is a transcript of the gene APCDD1L, whose product is annotated as APC down-regulated 1 like. Gene Ontology annotation, biological process: negative regulation of Wnt signaling pathway. The transcript has 4 exons. The record is from RefSeq and is a predicted model, not a curated record. Gene Ontology annotation, cellular component: plasma membrane. NCBI's taxonomy places the organism in Eukaryota, Metazoa, Chordata, Aves, Anseriformes, Anatidae. Bases 327 to 1817 code for a protein of 496 amino acids. Gene Ontology annotation, molecular function: Wnt-protein binding.